AUGCUUGAUAUGCUUCAUAAAGAGAAUAAAUUGGAAAAGCAGCUCGAUCGUAUGGAUUUGAGAAAACCUUCUAAAUGGACAGAUGUUGAUGCUGAUCAAGUGGAUUUUCCACAACUAUCAGAAGAUGCCAUUAGAGAGUUGACCCUAGGUGUAUACCAAGUCAAACAGGCACGGUCUUACGUAGAAGAGAAGAAAGCAUCAAAUAAUGAUUCUAUAUUUACAGUUCAGGUUCUUAUUAAUACAUCUGGCAGAGGUCUUCGAGAAGCAUCGAGUGAUAUAUGA
Messenger RNA from Didymodactylos carnosus, 282 nucleotides. Lineage: Eukaryota; Metazoa; Rotifera; Eurotatoria; Philodinida; Philodinidae. The record is from the annotation of a GenBank genome assembly.